This is a messenger RNA of Soboliphyme baturini, 285 nucleotides long. The record is from the annotation of a GenBank genome assembly. Lineage: Eukaryota; Metazoa; Nematoda; Enoplea; Dioctophymatida; Soboliphymatidae.
AUGGUUGACGAUUUUGUACCUACUAGGUUCUUGGCAAUGACAGCCCAUUUGGUCGCGAUCAUUAUUUUGUUUUGGAGCAAGGAUUCUUACGUCCAGUCGAAUUUCGUCGGUAACGUCAAUGCUCAGGAGUACGCUAAGAAAUCAACUGAGUUUACGAUUGCCCUGUCAGCCAGCCUGGUUUGCCUCCUGGUUGAAAUUGUUGGAUUUUUUGCCGGAUUUUCCAUGUUCAACGCAUUCAUCAGCAUCACAUGUAAAUACAUCUGUUCGCCUGUUCGUUGGUCAUAA